GAUGUCCCUUUACAGGUUCCGUAAAAAAAAAAAAGAAAAAAAAAUUAAGCUGAAAAUAUUUACGUUUAUAUUUGAAUUGUGGAGAGUUUCAGACACUUUAAUUAAUUACACAUAUAUAUUUCAGCUUGAAUUUUUUCAAGUUGUUUUAUUGGGAUUUCAAAUCUUUAUGGCCCUAAUUUGGCUCCAAAGAUUCUCCCUAAAGCCGCUUAAUCAUAACUAAAAGACUACGAAUGUUUUUAAAAUAGAUCAAACACCAUCAAAAUGAAACUUUAAAACCUUUUCAAUAUUUUUCUUUUAUUAUUUUCUACCAACUUCCAGAUGCAGCAUGCCAUCCUAAGUUAGGAGGGAAAGGUAAACUAAAUUCAAGGACACGAUCAGCAAGUUAUCUGGAAAAAUCAGGAGAUGAAUGUUUUUGACAUGCAAGCUAAAGUAUUAACAGCACAAAUCCAGGUGUUCCCUGAAUGUACACAGUGCCUACCAGCCAGCUCAAGUACACACAGCGUAAGUCUGGAAGCACAUUCCUCUCCACACCACAAAGCCACCAUGUCCCAGAUGAGCAUCUGCUGAAUACACAGAGAAAACGGGUAUCAAUCUUCCAGUUGAAGGCAGUAAACAACUCCAUCUCCAAGUAACUGCAGUAAAUAACUGAUUUUUUUUUUUACUCCUACAUGCUGCUAGGCUGGGGCAGGAAUCUUGGACAAAUGUCUUAAACCUGAUGUCCAAAAAUUCAGCGUUCUCUCUACAUGUUGCAGCAUUGUGUCUGCAGCGUUAACUCCUUCUCGCCACUGCCCUUUUGCACCUUGCUCGACCCCCCCUCCCCUUUUCUCCUCUGCCCUCCACAUGCACACAAACUGAAACUUUCUCUGUCCUACACCCCCCCUCCUUCCAUCCCUCUUUCUGCUCCCUCCUUCCCAGCUCUGAAGUAUAAGAGCCAGACAGGAGCGAGCACACACAAAAUUCGACUGCUCCCGUGCGUGCAUGCACACACAUCGAGAGCAGCGGGAAGGGAGAAAUAUCCAGUCUCAGCUGAGGAUUUUUAUUUCUUCUUUUUUUUUAUUUUUUGUCAACCAUGAAAUCAAAUAAUUUCAAGUAGAGGAGAGGAGAACUUGCAUCUGGCUGAAGUGGAUUUUUUUUCUUUUUCUUUUAAGGGAUUACUGGACUCUUCAUGGAUGAGUUCUUGUCAUGGUGUGAUCAUAUUUUGAUUUAAAGCAUCCCAGUGACGCUCAGCUUUGUUUAAAUGACGUCUGUGGAAGCAGGAACCAUGUCAAACAGCUGUUUCAGUGGCCUGUUGAGAGGGGUCUGGCUGCUCUGGCAAGCUGUGCUUGUGGUUGGAAGAGGCAGCGAUCCUUGGGAGGUGCCCCCACAUCACUUCAGCACCUCCUCCAAUCUCAGUGAGAGUCUGCAGUGGGAGCCACACUGCCAGUACCGCCAUCUACAGGACAGAGUCAAAGUUACCACAGACAUUCCUCCAAAGCUGGAAGGCACCUGGGUGUCGACAAGAUGUGAAGUUCGGCCUGGCCCACAGUUCCUCACUCGCUCCUACUCCUUCCAGCCCAACCGCCACUUCCAUGCCCUGCAGCACUACUACUCCGACAGCAGCUGUGGAGACCCAGCAUACUCCCUUCUGAUCAGGGGCAAGAUCCGUCUGCAGCAGGCCUCCUGGAUCACCCCCGGGGGCACUGAGGCUGAACAUCAUGUCACCAAGGUGGGCAUUGUGGUCCACAGCAUCUCAGCAAAGCAGACACUGGCUGCGAGGCUGCCUCAGACGUGCACAGACGUGAGUCUCGACAGAGUUGAGCCAGGGAAGCUGUUUGAGCUCUUCAACACACGAGCGGGACGAGGAUGCCUGGCCGCUCUGGGAUUCUCUAUGAUGGAGAUGAGUUUGGUUCGAGUGCAGACUCAGCACCACAGCCAUGGGGGGAAGGUCCAGGAGUUGUUUUUGGGGGAUAUUCACACAGACUGGAUUCAAAGAACGCUACACAGACCUACAGGGUACCAGCAGCCACUGCAGAAUGCCAUGCAUCACAUCCACCCCUGCCCUGUGUGUGCUAUGGUGUACCGCUCCUCAGAGAAGCGUCCUCCAGUCUUGCCCCGAAGCCCCGCCCUACCUCUGUCCCUGGAUGGUCGCUGGGUGAGCCAGAGGUGUGAAACUCGGCCCAAUGUCCUCUUCCUGACCCGGGAUUUUACCUUUGAUUCUGGGCGACAAGCCUGGGAAGGCAUCUACAGGCACUACUCUGACCCCGCCUGCUCACAACCCACUUUCACCCUCAGGGCCUUUGGCCAUUACGCUCAGGGAAACCCCUCCGCCAAGAUUUUGGGAGCAUCCGAGUUUGCCUUUAAGGUAUCCGAGGUGAGAGUCACAGCCAUGGACAAGGACAUUGUGAAGCUGCUGAACAAAACAAGACCAGGAAAGUGCGGUCUAGCAGGAGGCUGGGAGGAGGGGGCGGAGCAGGAUUUGACUCCGACGGAUGGGUGCACUGUGCUGGGCAUCAAGCUGCCACAUAAAGAGUAUGAGCUCCUAAAGAUGGAGCUGGAUCACAGGAAACAUCUGCUGCUGUUCACCGGAGAGAGACCGACAGACGGGACCAGUCCUGACAGACCGCUUCGACGACCCACAUCCUUUCAGGCUCCCAUGGUGCUUUGCAGUGGCGGGGACGUGCAGUUUGCUCACUCAGGGAAGCAAUUAAAGUUAUCCAGCGGGGCGGAGAAGGUGACACAAGUGGUGCUGCUGUGGUUUGCAUCUGUGCUGUGCAGCAGGCUCUGUGUCUAUUAAAGACAAACCUUUUACACUGCUGCAGUCAGUCAUGAACAUUGUUUUCUGCUGCGUUGCAUUCCUCUUUAACGGACACACAUGUGGGGGUGGAGAAACAGAAGGGUUCUUCAAGACUGAUAAGGGGCUUUGGGUUCUUCUUUUGGGUCCCCUUGUAGUUUGCUCCUUUCUACUCACCAUUAAGAUGUGAAGCAAAAAAGUUGAACUCAAAUAUUAGUCAGAUCAGUUAAAGCCCAUUAAAACAAAGAUACAAAUAAUUUAAUGUAGCAGCUUCAGUUUUUAAUCCUGUUUUAAUAAAAUAACAGGAUCUUUGUAAAACAGUAGCAUCCAUUGCCACAAACUUUUCAGUUGACUCAUCUGUCAGAUGCAUCUCAAAUUUUGCACUUUGUUUUUCUUCUUUUUUAAUUGACAUACUGGACAAACGCAAAGCCAUAUAGAAAAG
Oryzias melastigma (Indian medaka) is the source of this 3212-nucleotide messenger RNA. RefSeq names its product adenomatosis polyposis coli down-regulated 1-like (gene apcdd1l). Bases 1238 to 2773 code for a protein of 511 amino acids. Gene Ontology annotation, biological process: negative regulation of Wnt signaling pathway. The record is from RefSeq and is a predicted model, not a curated record. Gene Ontology annotation, cellular component: plasma membrane. Gene Ontology annotation, molecular function: Wnt-protein binding. The transcript has 4 exons. Lineage: Eukaryota; Metazoa; Chordata; Actinopteri; Beloniformes; Adrianichthyidae.